Messenger RNA from Planococcus citri (citrus mealybug), 3269 nucleotides. RefSeq names its product FERM domain containing (gene Frmd5). Gene Ontology annotation, cellular component: cytoskeleton. Bases 144 to 1952 code for a protein of 602 amino acids. Gene Ontology annotation, molecular function: cytoskeletal protein binding. NCBI's taxonomy places the organism in Eukaryota, Metazoa, Arthropoda, Insecta, Hemiptera, Pseudococcidae. The transcript has 12 exons. The record is from RefSeq and is a predicted model, not a curated record.
UAGGAAGGGGUAUGACGGUGUAUGACGCUAUUAUUUAUGUUCUCUAAUCUCUAUUACAAUUUUGAUUAGAAAAAAAUUUCGUCGAUAUUGAAAUUGCGAAUUAAAUUUAUAAUGUGAAUGUUGAUCUCGCAUAUCAAACCAAGAUGCCAAAGUUCCUCAGUAAACACAAUGCCACUCCGUGUUAUAAAUGCACCAUAAGACUUUUAGAAGACACAGAAGCCUUAGAAUGCGAAUUCCAGUCAAAUCACAAGGGGCAAUACUUAUUGGAUUACGCUUGCGAGCAAUUAAACUUGGUUGAAAAGGAUUACUUUGGAUUACGCUAUGUUGACGCUGAAAAACAAAGGCAUUGGUUAGACCCAAUCAAAUCGGUGCUGAAACAAAUAAAAGAUGUGGAACCAGUUCUGUUCAGCUUUCGUGUGAAAUUCUACCCACCGAAUCCUUUCACAUUGAAAGAGCAGAUUACUCGGUACCAAAUAUACUUGCAGUUGAAGCGAGAUUUAUUGCAUGGUAGACUUUAUUGCAGUAAUGACGACGCCGCAUUACUAGGAGCUUAUAUUUUACAAGCUGAAUUGGGCGAUUAUAACCCUGAUGAACAUAUUGGCAAUUAUGCCAGCGAGUUUAAAAUAUUUCUAAAGCAGACGCUGAAUAUUGAAGAAAGAAUGAUGGAAAUCCAUCAAAUCGAACUCAAGGGUGUUUCUUUGGAAGAAACUGAGGCCAAUUUUUUACGUAAAGCUUGUACUUUGGAUACGUACGGUGUUGAUCCACAUCCUGUAAAGGACCAAAAGGGGAACCAAUUAUAUUUAGGUGUUAAUUUUAAUGGUAUUCAGACAUUCCAAGGAAGUCGUAGAACUAAUCAGUAUAGAUGGAGUGAAGUACAAAAAAUUAAUUACGAAGGCAAAAUGUUCAUUGUUCAUUUGGUUUAUAUCGAAGAUCCGAGGACCAAGAAAAAAGAAACCGUUGGUUUCAAAUGUCCAACGACAGCAGCCUGCAGACACAUUUGGCGUUGCGCUAUCGAACAGAUGUUAUUUUUUACUUCUCCUUCAAGUUCAAACGUGCCGAGAGUGGUUAGCGGGGGCGGAUUCUUCUCCGGAUCGAAAUUCCGCUACACUGGCCGAGUAGAACGCGAAGUUUUGGAAGAGAUGGCUCAGCUAUUAAGAGAAGAGCCUCCAAUCAACAGAGUAGGCAGCUUAAGGAGGAAAGCGUCGAGCGUACCGGCCACUCCAUCUACCCCUAUUGUUUCGGAACUUUCUAAUUUCCAAGACGGAGGUUAUGGCAAUUCACCUAGACUUAAUUACACUACUUUUGAGAAUCGUCUCAAUUGUAACAUGGAUCAGGUUAACUUGCAGUUUAACGGAGAUGGCAAUAUUUUAGAACCUUUGGCCGAAGAUGCUGAAGCGACGUCGAAUCGUUUUGGUAAAAAAAGAGUCGAUGAAUUAGACACAGCAUGCAAUAAUUUAAAAAUCAAUGAUGCUGCCAAAGAUGCUGGAUUUAAAGAAUCAUACAGUGAAAGCGCUCUGUAUUAUAAUCGUGAUCCGAUCGAGCACUCUUCGAGCGAAAGUCACAUUACGGGAACAGCUUCGCAUCGUUCGAGCCGCAGCCAGACGCCAGUUCCCAAAGGCAAUGUUCAUUUCUCUCAUAAUAUGCCCUCAGACGAACCUAUACGAUUUGUUCGUCAGCAUCCUCAAAUCGGGUACACGGCUUACAAGAAUGAAAAAUCGAAAUCCGUGUGUUCGAGAACGUGUUCGUUCUUCAAGGCGUGUUUACCUUCGCUAAUAUUGACCAUCUUGUCACUGCUCAUAGUGAUGAUUAUCGCUUUCGAAACAAACACCGAAUUUUUCGCUCUGUUACGACGUGCUCCUGAGAUGGUACUGAUACGACGUCAGUAUUACGAGCCUGUCAAAGAGCAGGUUAUGACCGUGGUGGAUCAAGUUUUUCGAAAAUUUCGAAAAUGAUUUUUUUCUCCAUUGACGAGUAGAUUGGAGAAUUACACUUGGUGAAGGGUUUAGGUGGCUGUUAUGAAACUGAACGCAGCGACUUGUUGGAAUGACAAAUGUGAUUUACAUGUUUACUACUAUACCAAUGAGUAACAAAAAACAAAACAUUCCUUUCGAGUUCCUGUGUGUUUUCAUUGCAACGUGUAUUACGUAACCUUUGUAAAUAGGUUUUGUUCGCUGUGUGCUUUCCAAAUUUCUACACUUUUUUUACAAAUUGAUUAUGUACCGGAUACGUAGUUUUUUGUUCUCUAUUUUCUUAUUGGCUAAAAAAUCUCUCGUUCCGAUACGCUAUGACGUUUUGUGAUUUAUUGCAUGUUCACACGAUGACUUAAAGCCUGUGAUUUUUUUUGAAGAAAAAAAAAUUUGGUAAGGUUUUAAUUUUUAAGGUAUUUAAUUAUAUUUUGGUGUGGUAUUAAUUUAAUAUGUGAGUAUGUAUUUUCUAAGUGUGUACUGGUACUUUCAUUAAUGCAUUUUUGUCUCGUAUGUGCGCUGGAUGUCGUCUUUAAUUUAUUACGAUUAUUUUAAGUAGUGUUGAACACAUAUUUAAUGAGAAAACUGCUCUGCUCGUAUUUCCAGCAAACCUGUAUUCUUGUCAGUAAUUUUAACUUUCCUCUGAGGCAUUAGAUGCGUCACCUAGUGCAAUAAUAAUAGUAUUUUAUUUAUUUAUUAUACGUGUUAAGGCUGUAAUCGUAGUAUUUCUACUGAUAGGUGUUUCUUUUCCUUUACGAGAUUUCCAUUCCUAUUGGAAAAAGAUGCUGCAAAAAAAAAAAGUAUUUUUCAGAUAAUAAAUUGUUUUUUCUUUACAUUUUUAAAAUGAAAAUGCGUUUCUGCAAAUACCUAUUUUUGAAAACAUAAAUUACAAGUUUAAAAAUAUGAACAUAAAUGAAAUCCUUAAUUUUUUCUAUUUAUUUUGUUUUAGAAUGCUACAAUUAUGUAAAUUUUUUUAUUUAUGGUCGCAAUGCAAUUGACAUAUCUAGAUACAUUGAUAGUAGAUCACAGCUUUUUGAUUCAAUUUUCAUUUGACGUUAACGUUGAAAUGCUGUUGUUACGAAUGAACAUAGAAAAGAAUCAUUCCGGUGUCUGUGUAUUGAUGUAUUCGAUGUGUACGCUUAUACAUAAUAUGCAAUACAUAUAACGUAUCUUACGAGGAAUAAUUAUUGAUAUUGUCAAUUACACUUUUAUAUUUUUUAUAGAUCUCGUAAUGUCUCCGUAUGAUAUUGUGUGUUUGUACAACAUUCCAUUGUAAGCAGUUUAAAAAUAAAAAGUGAAUUCGUA